AUGUCUGCCUCUAACACCUUUACCUCUGGUGAAAAGCUCCCAAUCCUCGACUACUCCAAUUGGGUUGAUUGGAGUGAAUACUGGCAAGAUCAUCUUAUCCUCUACGACCUAUGGCAGUACGUCGAUCCAACAUCUACAGUGACGGUGCCACCCCCUACGACUAAUGUCAAUCAAGAUAUUGCUAAAACGUUAACCGAAAACCUUACCAAAAUCCGUCAACAUGUGUCCCCUGAAUGUCGCAAGCUCCUAGUUGGCCAUACAAACCCAAGAGACCUCUGGUCCUCACUCAAGGCUGGCUGCGACCGCGGGACAACUCUCCCAUUAAUUGCUCAAUACGAAUUAUUCCACAACAACAAGUGGGAGCCAAAGGAUACCAUUUCUACCUACACAACCGUUCACAUCCUCGUGGAUCGACUCCCUGACUGUUACAAGACCAAAGGUCAAACAGCAAAACAAUUGAACCUUCCCUUCAUUGAAACAGUGACCUACCUGCUUGCCAAUAUCAAAGAUUCCUCUUCUGAAGGAGACAACACGUCUGGCCAAGCCCUAGUAACUCGAGGCCGUCGUCCGAACCGCAGAACAAGCUCUCGGAACCUCCGUAAUGGAGGCAAUAACUCAAAUUCAAACCGUCGUGAACGAUCAAAUCGAAAUUCUCGGAAUAAGCGACUUAUCUGUAACUGGUGCAAACGAGAGGGCCAUUACGAGCGUGACUGUCAUAUUCGACAACAGCAACUAGACUCUGGCGCUGCAAAGCUUGACAGAGGUCGUGCCUACUUAGUUCAACAGCCAAGCAGUUUGCAACCUCCGCCUCAGCCGCUACCUCUACUGGCUCCUCCACCUCCGCAGGCAAAUUUCUCCUCCUCCCACUGGAUACUGGACUCUGGAGCUACACAGCAUUUCUGCAAUAGCAAAUUGGACCUUAAGGACUAUAAACAUUUCCUUGAACCCAGAGAGAUCUACCUUGGAGAUAAUACUACAAUCUAUGCAGAGGGAUCUAGUACUCAACAUCUUCAAGUUGGGCCUUAUAUUCUAGUCCUCAACGUCUGCAAGUCAUUUAACCGCGUGCAUGCCGACCUUAUCCCCUUGGACGGUAUCUCCCUUGGUGGAUCUAAGUAUAUGUUACUACUGGUCGAUGAUUACACUCGCUAUGCAUGGUGUUACUUUGCCUCAAGCAAGAAUGUUCCUGCAAUUACGCCUCUCCUACAAGGAUUCAUAAACUUGGUCCUAACUCAAUUCAAUGCUGUAAUCAAGUCAUGGCGAACUGAUGGCGGUACCGGUGAAUUCAUAAAUAGCAUAGUCAAAGAAAUAAAUCGCCAAUACGGAAUACUUCACCAAGUCUCUACAUCUGGUGUCAAGCAACAGAAUGGUGUACUGGAACGACGAGUUCAGACGAUCAAGAAUAUGGAACGCUCUAUGAGAGCUGGUGCUGGUGUCCUAGAUGACUACCAACUACAAGCUGAGUCCCUGGCCACCUCGGAGCACCGCAGCUCGAGCUCUGAUCCUCGCUGCAGGCCAGCCAUGAUGGUAGGCUAUAUACAAGACUCAAAGUCUAUUUAUAAAUGUCUUGAUCUUCAUACUCUGCAAACAAGCAAUCAUUCUGAAAUCAAGUUUGAUGAAGACCUUUUCCCUGGUCCAUGGCUCAAACGCCCUGCCAGUUUUAAACUGUCUAUUGCACAUAAAAGAAAUCCGCCUGGUUCAGCGGUCGAUACUGUACUUGAUCCUGUGAACCUGGAAGAUCCUGCAAAGCCAGUAGAUCCUAUGGAACUAGCAGAUGUAGCCCAAAGGGCAUUGGACUCCCCCCAGUUCCUGGCACUCCGAAUGGACAGCCAGCCCAUCUACAACCCACGAGGAAGCGUUGUAUUUGGCACCUGCGUCAAAAUCCAUGAGCACGAUACUACAAGGGAGCUUGUGGAAGCCGCUUUGAUCGUGUAAGGCAUGGAGUCGCUCUCCUGCCCACCCUGGCAAACAGCAGAGAGG
Molecule: messenger RNA, 1977 nt
Organism: Talaromyces stipitatus ATCC 10500
Lineage: Eukaryota; Fungi; Ascomycota; Eurotiomycetes; Eurotiales; Trichocomaceae
Exons: 6
Coding region: 1-1932 (643 amino acids)
Biological process (GO): DNA integration
Molecular function (GO): zinc ion binding; nucleic acid binding
Source: RefSeq, a predicted model, not a curated record